AUGAGCACCGUCACCAUCACUACCACCGAAACCGUCGUCCCAGAGGCCCAGUUUCCUCCACCAGUCAGAACAUGGGAAGCCAUUCGCGAUGAAAAGCGAGCCGAGCAGCUCUCGCGAAUCCCUCCGUCGUGGAGGCUGCAGCCCUCGCAGUUCCCUGGCAGAGAUGUAGCGGAUGUCCGCCCGAUGGCAGCAAUCAGCGGAAUCCUCACCGAGCGCGAGCUCGAAAUCACGGGUGAAAAGUACGACGCUACCUCCCUUGCCGCGGAGAUUGCCCAGGGCACAUACACGGCUGUUGAGACAGUCACUGCAUUCUGCAAGAAGGCGGCCAUCUGUCAGCAGCUGUGCAACGCGCUAACGGAGAUCUUCUUUGCGGAUGCGAUUGAGAAGGCGAAAAAGCUUGACGAGCAUUUUGCGAAAACUGGAAAGACUGUGGGGCCGCUGCAUGGACUGCCGAUGACAUUCAAGGAGUGCUUUCAUGUCAACGGCUAUGAUGCGUCGAAUGGGUACAUCUCCAGAUGCUUUGAGCCUUCAACGACUACGACCCCGGUUAUACAGCUGGUUGAGCACGCUGGGGCGGUGGUCAUUGCAAAGACGAAUGUCCCGCAGACGAUGCUCGUUGCAGAGUGCGAGAAUAACGUCUUUGGCCGGACACGAAACCCAGUGGUCAGUCACUUGUCCUGCGGUGGCAGCAGUGGCGGCGAGGGUGCGCUGUCGGCAUUCAGGGGCAAUGCAUUGGGGAUAGGGACGGAUGUGGGAGGCUCUAUCCGUCUCCCCGCUGCCUUCAACGGCGUCUACGGCUACAAGCCCUCUGUUGGAAUCCUCCCGUUCAUCGGGUACGCGGCCUCGGGCUGGACAGGAGUCAACACGGGCAUCCCCGCCGUCUUGGGCCCCAUAGCGCACUCCAUCCGCGACAUGAGACUCCUCACCGAGACCGUCCGCGCCGCGCAACCCUGGCUGUUCGACCCGGCCGUAAUACCCGGAAUAAUGGAACAGCCCACACCCCCAUCCCACCGCAAACCCAUCAUCGGCAUCCUCACACAAUCCGGGGUCACCCCGCACCCACCCGUCCUCCGCGCGAUCCAGACAGCAAAAUCCAAACUCGAAUCCGCCGGCUACGAAACUCGCGACUUCACCCCAAGCUGUCCAUCCUUUAGCAGAAUCCGCGAAAUCUCCGCCCAGCUAUUCACAGUCGACGGCGCAUCGUAUGCGCGCCGCGAGCUGGCCAAAGCAGGCGAGCCCGUCGUACCCUCUGUGACGAAAUUCGGGUUCUGGGAUAUGCCACGCAAGACGCACGAGGAGAUGUGGGCGUGGAAUACGGAAAAGGGCGCGAUGCAGAAGGCCAUGCUAGAUGCGUGGCAGGCGCUCGGGAUUGACGUGCUUGUUUGUCCGGCGGCGCCGCAUGCGGCGAUUAGUCCCGAGGAGACGACCAAGGAGUUGUAUACCGUUGUUUGGAAUGCGGUUGAUUAUCCCGCGGUUAUUAUGCCAUUUACCAAGGUGGAUCCGGUAUUCGACACCAAGAACAAUGCAUUCGAGCCAAAGGAUGAUUUGGAUAAGAGCAUCCAGGCACUAUACGACCCAGGCCUCAUGGCCGGCGCCCCAGUCUCACUGCAACUCGUUGCCCCGAGACUCCAAGACGCGGCAUUGCUCAGAUACGCCGAGGAACUGGAUGGAGUGCUCAACAGUGAGAACUGA
This is a messenger RNA of Aspergillus calidoustus, 1692 nucleotides long. The record is from the annotation of a GenBank genome assembly. Lineage: Eukaryota; Fungi; Ascomycota; Eurotiomycetes; Eurotiales; Aspergillaceae.